Messenger RNA from Monodelphis domestica (gray short-tailed opossum), 1153 nucleotides. The record is from RefSeq and is a predicted model, not a curated record. Lineage: Eukaryota; Metazoa; Chordata; Mammalia; Didelphimorphia; Didelphidae.
GGAACUCUGGAAGACACUGUUGGGAAGAUAAAAGGUUGCUUCUAAAGCUGACCAGGGAAUCUGUCCCUGGCAAUGGGGUCUGAAUCAGGAAAAAGCAAGAGGUGAUCCACCAUUCUGACCCAGAUGAUUCUCCAACCACUUCCUAGCCACAACUUGCUCCCUCCCCUGCUCCUUCCCCCACACCCUCCCCACUGCAUGGCAUCAUCAAGCAGAACCCAUGAAGAGGAAGGAGAAGGGAAGCUGGUCAGAGAGGCUCCUGGUGGGGACACAGUGCAGAGCUGGCCCAGGUGUCAUUCUGUGCCUCAGACCAGCUCCAGGUCAGCCUUAGUCCCUUCUAACACCAGCCUCUGGGAGCACCAUGACUCCUGCCCUAGCAGUCCUGCUAUGCCUGGGGCUGUGUCUGUGCAAGAGGACAAGGACCCAGGCAGCAGACAGACUCCACAAACCCUCUCUCAGGGCAGAGAAUGGCUCUGUGGUGCCCAAGGGUGGAGCUGUGACUCUCAUGUGCAGGGGGCCAUGGGAGGCUGAAGAGUGGCUGCUGGAGAAAAAGAAUGGAUCUGGAUGGUCACGGAUCAAAUAUGUGAGACAAACUGGAAAUGAGGGCGAGUUUUCCCUCCCAUCCGUGACAUCAGAUGAUGCCGGGACCUACAAAUGCCUCUACAGACAUUCAUCCUAUGGGUGGUCACAGCACAGUGACCCCCUGGAGCUGGUGGUGACAGGCCUCUCUGCCCCACCCUCCCUGGCAGCCCUGCCCAGCUAUGCUGUGGCCUCAGGACAGAGCGUGACCCUGCAGUGUCGGUCAGAGCUAUGGCAUGACUGGUUCGCCCUGUGCAAGGAUGGAGAAGAGAUCAGGCGGGGCGGGACCCGGAGACAUGGAAGGGGGUGUCAGGCUGAGUUCUUCUUCCCUGCUGUGACUCUGACCCACAUUGGCACUUACGGAUGCUUCGGCUUUAAUAGUUCUUCCUCCUCUCUGUGGUCCUCCCCCAGCUCCCCCCUGGUGCUCCGGGUCUCAGAUGCUGCUGCCCUGGAUUACACUGUGGGCAACCUGGUCCGCCUCACCUUGGCUGGGCUGGUCCUCGUCCUCCUGGGGGUCCUGCUGGCUGAGCACUGGAAAAGCUCCAGAGAACAACCCAUCCCGGGAGUCCUUGGCUGA